Messenger RNA from Myodes glareolus (Bank vole), 1899 nucleotides. RefSeq names its product mevalonate diphosphate decarboxylase (gene Mvd). Gene Ontology annotation, cellular component: cytosol. The record is from RefSeq and is a predicted model, not a curated record. NCBI's taxonomy places the organism in Eukaryota, Metazoa, Chordata, Mammalia, Rodentia, Cricetidae. Gene Ontology annotation, molecular function: diphosphomevalonate decarboxylase activity. Gene Ontology annotation, biological process: isoprenoid biosynthetic process; isopentenyl diphosphate biosynthetic process, mevalonate pathway.
CAAUCAUAUGGCAGCGCGUGAGACUGUGGACACCGGUCGGAGACCGGUGCUGGGCUCUGCAGCUUUGACUCAAGACUCUCUCGGCCAUGGCCUCGGAAAAGCCUCAGGACCUGGUCGUCACCUGCACCGCGCCGGUCAACAUCGCGGUUAUCAAGUACUGGGGGAAGCGCGAUGAAGCACUGAUCCUGCCCAUCAACUCCUCUCUGAGUGUCACGCUGCACCAGGACCAGUUAAAAACCAUCACAACUGCCGCCAUCAGCAAGGACUUCACAGAGGACCGCAUCUGGCUGAAUGGUCAAGAGGAGGAUGUGGGGCAUCCGCGACUCCAGGCCUGCCUGAGGGAGAUCCGCCGCCUGGCUCGGAAGCGGAGGAGCACGGGGGACGGGGACGCACUUCCCCUCAGCCUCAGCUAUAAGGUGCACGUGGCCUCAGAGAACAACUUCCCCACCGCUGCAGGCCUGGCAUCGUCAGCAGCGGGCUUCGCCUGCCUAGCCUAUACCUUGGCCCGUGUCUAUGGGGUUGAGGGGGACCUCUCUGAAGUGGCUCGGCGGGGCUCAGGCAGCGCAUGCCGCAGUCUUUAUGGGGGCUUCGUGGAGUGGCAGAUGGGGGAGCAGAGCGAUGGGAAGGACAGCAUUGCCCGGCAGAUAGCCCCCGAGUGGCACUGGCCCCAACUCCGAAUCCUUAUCCUUGUGGUGAGCGCCGAGAAGAAGCAGACGGGCAGCACAGUGGGCAUGCAGACCAGUGUGGAGACCAGUACCCUGCUCAAGUUCCGGGCGGAGUCCGUUGUGCCUGAGCGCAUGAAGGAGAUGACCCGCUGCAUCCAAGAGCGGGACUUCCAAACUUUUGCCCAGCUGACCAUGAAGGACAGCAACCAGUUUCAUGCCACCUGCCUCGAUACCUUCCCACCCAUCUCCUACCUCAACGACACCUCCAGGCGCAUCAUCCAGCUAGUACACGGCUUUAACACACACCACGGGCAGACAAAGGUGGCAUACACAUUUGAUGCGGGCCCCAAUGCUGUGAUCUUCACUCUGGAUGACACUGUGGCUGAGUUCGUGGCAGCUGUGAGGCACAGCUUUCCCCCUGCAACAAACGGAGACAAGUUCCUAAAGGGGCUGCCGGUGACGCCUGUUCUUCUCUCCAAUGAGCUGAAAGCUGCACUGGCCAUGGAGCCCAGCCCUGGUGCUGUCCAGUACAUCAUUGCCACUCAGGUUGGACCAGGGCCUCAGGUCCUAGACAACUCGCACGCUCAUUUGCUGGGCCCAGAUGGCCUGCCACAUCAGGGCCGCUGACCUCUUCCAUGCCCAUCCCUCGUGCCGCUGGAAGAUGGCCUGCCACAUCAGGACCGCUGACCUCUUCCAUGCCAAUCCCUCAUGCUGCUGGAGAAAGGGUUGCUCACUGGGACUGGGAGCUGGUGUGCUGACUGCCCAUGCCUGUGGGGGUGCCUGAUGGUAAUGCCAUGCUGGUGGGGGACAUGGAGUGGUGAUAAGCGCCUGUCUAGGCAGCCGGGGUGCGGGGGUCCCCAAUCAAGUGCCUCACAUUCCCUGUGGGUUUCCAAAGGGCUCGCAGAAACUCUGUGGACCUCCCUGUAUUCCAGACAGCAGCUCGUCAGGGAAGGGGAGUCUGUGUCUCUCCCAUUGGAGAAGUUUCUAGAGCCUCAGAGAGCAGCUAAGCUCGGAAGCCGAUGGCCAGAGAGCAGACACUUCUCUGCUGAGCCUGGGGCUGCUAACUCAGGCCACACUACGGAUGGAAUAUUUCUUUAUAAAGACCAGUGACCCCUCAUCUUGAGGGCAGAGGCUGUUGAGCCCACAGAGUGGGGGUCCCUUGUGGGUGUGGGUGCAUCAUGAAGGUGCAGGUAUUGGACCUGAUGACCCCAGGAAUAAAGUGUGCUGCUGCUGA